UCUGAGAGAUUAUGUUCGUUUUUGGGAAACAAGAUUGUGCAAGAAGCGAUCGGUUCAGUGUAGAAGCUUCUUACUCGGCCUUUGUUGGGACAUACAGAGCAUUGAUGCUCUAUCACGCGCUCGCUUUGAACACGCAGCGUCGCGGAUUUAGCGAACUGAAAUGGACUUUCUUGUUUGCGAUUGAGGUUUCUCGCAGUGGUUGCAGCCUUUUGCCGCACUACCAUUAUUGGAUAAAGAGCAAGCGCAUAGUGACGCCGGAUGGGAUCAUUUCCGGCGCAGUUGAGGUGAAGGGGAAAUUCAUUACCUCUGUUGUAACGGAGAAUGAUUGGCGAGGGACUUCCAAAGGAGAGCAAGUAAUUGAUUACGGAGAGGCUGUGGUCAUGCCUGGCUUGGUUGAUGUGCAUGCACAUCUCGAUGACCCAGGAAGAGCUGAUUGGGAAGGAUUUCCUUCAGGAACUAAAGCAGCUGCUGCUGGUGGAAUAACAACGUUGAUUGAUAUGCCCCUCAAUAGUUUUCCCUCGACUACUUCGACGGAAAGCCUGGAACUGAAGAUUAAGGCUGCAGAGAAGAACAUUUACGUCGAUGUCGGUUUCUGGGGAGGUUUAGUUCCUGAAAAUGCGUUCAAUUCAAGCGCACUGGAAGCUCUCCUAGAGGCUGGUGUUCUUGGUCUGAAGUCCUUUAUGUGUCCCUCGGGAAUCAACGACUUUCCCAUGACAAAUGCCAAUCACAUCAAGGAAGGAUUGUUGGUGUUAGCGAAAUAUAGGAGACCAUUGCUCGUUCAUGCAGAAAUUCAACUAGACUCCGAAAGCCACUUGGAUCUAAAUACAGAAGAUGCCCGAUCUUAUUCCACCUAUCUGAAGACAAGGCCACCUGCAUGGGAGGAGGCAGCUAUUCGUGAGCUUUUAACUGUGACAAAGGACACAAGGAUUGGUGGCUCUGCCGAAGGAGCUCAUCUUCACAUUGUUCAUUUGUCUGAUGCAAGUUCGUCCUUGGAUUUGAUAAAGGAAGCAAAAGUUAAUGGUGACAGUUUAAGUGUUGAGACUUGUCCCCAUUACCUAGCUUUCACAGCAGAAGAAAUUGAGGAUGGAGAUACACGCUUUAAAUGUGCUCCCCCCAUCCGUGAUGCGUCUAAUAGAGAAAAGUUGUGGGAUGCUUUAAUGGGUGGCCACAUUGACAUGCUGAGUUCUGACCAUUCGCCAACAGUUCCGGAGCUGAAACUACUAAGUGAUGGCAAUUUUUUGAGAGCUUGGGGUGGAAUUUCUGGCUUGCAGUUUGUUCUUCCUGUCACCUGGUCAUAUGGCAAAAAAUAUGGGGUUACUUUGGAACAGCUAGCUUUAUGGUGGAGUGAGAGGCCUGCGAAAAUCGCUGGACAAAAGUUAAAGGGAGCCAUUGCAAGUGGAAACUUUGCAGAUAUUGUAAUAUGGGAUCCCAGUGCCGAGUUUGACCUCACCAAUGAGUACCCUGUAUAUAUUAAACACCCGUCUAUCUCAGCCUACAUGGGAAGAAGAUUAGCUGGAAAGGUUUUUGCUACUUUUGUUGGAGGAAAUCUUGUGUAUAAAGAGGGAAAGCAUGCUGCCGCUGCCUGUGGUGUUCAAAUCCUUGCCAAAAAUAUGAACAAAUUAACAGGCCUAUUCAUCAAACGACCUUUGUACAUUUUUCGAAGCAUGGAUUACCUAUCUAAGGACAAGGCAAAAGAAACAAAAUUUCACACAGCUCGGAGAUUUGUGGUUCGGAACUGAACAAGGACUUGGCACAAGGAUAGAAGAGAGAAUACUGUGUGAAUUGACGCCGUGCAAAUGGAAUGAAGAGAUAAGAUGACCCCCUUGACAAUAUACUGCUUUAGCAUCUCCGUUUGUGGUGUUUCUGUACAGUUCGUGAUGUAGGUAGUGGUUUUUGAAGUCUGAAAUGUCCAAUGCUGUUAUAAUUAUGCUUGUUUCAAUUGAACUUAUAUCAUUUCCACGUCA
This is a messenger RNA of Rhodamnia argentea, 1964 nucleotides long. Its product is annotated as allantoinase. The record is from RefSeq and is a predicted model, not a curated record. The coding region runs from base 12 to 1739 and encodes 575 amino acids. The transcript has 16 exons. NCBI's taxonomy places the organism in Eukaryota, Viridiplantae, Streptophyta, Magnoliopsida, Myrtales, Myrtaceae. Gene Ontology annotation, molecular function: allantoinase activity; zinc ion binding; cobalt ion binding. Gene Ontology annotation, biological process: allantoin catabolic process; purine nucleobase catabolic process. Gene Ontology annotation, cellular component: cytoplasm.